Molecule: messenger RNA, 4017 nt
Organism: Archocentrus centrarchus (flier cichlid)
Lineage: Eukaryota; Metazoa; Chordata; Actinopteri; Cichliformes; Cichlidae
Exons: 8
Coding region: 669-2168 (499 amino acids)
Source: RefSeq, a predicted model, not a curated record
CUGACAGCGGAUUAUCAAAACGCGGCUCCGCCACGGCUCCACGGCGGAGCCCUUCAGCAAACUCGCGCCUUUCCCCACCCCCCUCUUUUUUUCUUUUUCAAAAGUCAACGACUGCUGUCAUAAGGAGCGCAGGAGCAGAGCUUCUCUAAGAUCAAUUCAGCCUGCCUUCCCCCCUCCACCUUGUCUGCUACCUCUCUGAAAUAAAAUGAAUAGAAAGACUCUACCUGUCUCCAACUCCACCUUAAGAAGGAGGGCCCGUGUAGACGUAGAAAACCGACUUAAACAAAUGCGGGAUGAUGCCACAAAUUUAAUUGACUUUCAGAUGACAACAGAGAGGAACCUUGACCAUGGACACAUCAGUGAAGAGCAUUUUCAUGAAAGUCACACUGGAACUGAUAAUCCACACUGUCUAGACACUGAAACCGGUGCUGGUUUUAGUGAGCAAGAUGGCAUGGAGAUAGAUCUAGGCCUGUCUGAGGAUUUUGAGGAUGCUGCUUGUGAUGUUCAGACUCAGACAUCUGAGUCUGAUCAUUUUGAUGAUGAACUCCAAGACUCGGUUUCACUCUCUGACAGUUUAUCCCACUGGGCCAUACAAUUUCGUAUUUCCUUGGUCGCUUUGACAGCAUUAUUGGCCAUACUUCGCAUUUACCAUUCUGAUAUUCCAAAGGAUGCUAGGACACUCCUCAGAACUGAGACAGAAUACUCAAUUCUUGAAAGGGCUGGAGGACAGUACCACUAUUUUGUUCAAGAGUUCUUGUCUGCAGUUGUGGCCCAUCCUUGAUCUACUAUUAAGUGUUCCCAUGAAGGAACCUGUAGUUAUAGGUUUGUUCUGUGGACCAAAGAAACCAAGUUCAGCAAAAGACUUCCUUGAAGACUUUGUUACAGAGUUACAACAGCUUGAAAAUGGUUUUGAUUUAGAAGGUAAACAGUUAAAUCUCAAGCUGCAUACAGUCAUCUGUGACACACCAGCCAGGUCCUUUAUUAAAAACACAAAGAACCACAAUGCCUACCAUGGAUGUGACAAAUGUGUGCAGCCUGGAAACUAUAUUAACAGACGCAUGACAUACCCAUGUGCAGACUAUGCCCUACGGACAGAUGAAUCAUUCACAAACAUGGCCGAUGAGAGUCAUCAUCAUGAAGGACCACAUCCAUUUAUUGGCAGUAGUGUGGGUAUGGUUUCACAGUUCCCUCUAGAUUACAUGCAUUUAGUUUGUUUAGGAGUUGUUAGAAGAAUGCUACACAUCUGGCUCAGGGGUCCUCUGAAUUUUCGAUUGCCUGCGAGCAUAGUGGAAAGAAUGUCAGCAAAACUGGUAGAAAUGCGUUCCUUUAUUCCUGUAGAGUUUGCACGGAAGCCCAGAUCUCUGAGGGAAUUGGAUCGUUGGAAGGCCACAGAAUUUAGACAGUUUCUCCUGUACACAGGACCUGUAAUGCUAGGCACAUUUCUGGAUCAAAAUAUGUACUAUAAUUUCAUGCUACUCUUCUCUGGUGUUGCUAUUUUAGUUAGUCCUAGACUGUCCUGCCACACACAGUAUGCCCGUACUUUGCUGAAAUGUUUUGUUAGUCACUUUGGUGAAAUAUAUGGAAAAGAUCAAAUUGUUUAUAAUGUACAUGGUUUGGUCCAUCUAGCAGGUGAUGUGCAACUACAUGGUUGUCUGGACUCAUUUUCAGCAUUUCCUUAUGAAAAUUAUCUGCAUAAGCUUAAAAAGCUCAUCAGGAAACCAGAGUUCCCCCUUGCCCAAAUAAUCCGUCGAUUGUCUGAAAUUAGAAUUAUGGAAGCUCCUUUAAGUUGUACCUCUUUUAAAAAGCCACAUUAUGUUGGACCAAUUAUAGGUGGACUGUCAGUGAAAGCACAGUAUGGUGAAAUGACCUGUGAUAAGUGGACUGUUAAAGUUUCAACUGGGGAUAAUGUUUUUGUUAUUGGAAAUGAUAUUUGUUGUAUACAUAACAUUGUAGAGUGCAGUGAUGGAGUCUAUGUGGUAUACAAGGAAUUCUCAGAUAAAUCUUUGUUCUUUGAUUAUCCAUUUAACUCUGACUAUCUGAAUAUUUAUAAAAUUUCACAAACAUCAGAUUCAUUCAAGUGUGUUAAAGUGUCAGAGCUUGUUGUAAAAUGUACUGUUUUGCCUCAUAGAGAUGGUUUUGUGGCCAUACCAAUGUUCCAUGGCUUUUAGGGACACAUCAGAUUUUUCUCUGUACCUGUCUAUUGUCCUUGCUGGCAGUAUAACUUAAUAGCUAUUAAGGCUGUUUUUUUCUAACAGGCAUUUAAAAUGUCGAGGAUGAUACCAUUUUGUUAUAUUAUUUUCUAAGCAAAGCAAUUGUGGUAGUGUUGCUGGUUGCAGCUCUUUUUUUUGUUAUUUGUUGUUGUUUGAUUUCUUUUUCCACUUCAAGAUGUUCCAUUUGGUCGAGUUCCAGAGCAACAAAGCAGUAGCAGUAGUACCAGAAAACUGGUGCUGUGAUGGUGCUACCUACUGGCCCAACUAUAGAAAUGAUGAAAGAGUGGAUAAGGCAGUAAAAAAUGUAGAGGAACCAGGACCAGACUGGAAGACAUACGAUAUCAGAAUUAUCAAAUCAUGUGAUCAGUACUUUGAGGCACGACAGCUUCUGAAGAAAUCGCUUACAUGCAGCACAUCAGACCUUCAGUCAGAAGAGGAAGAGGAGGAAAUACGACCAAAAAGGAAGCCAAAGGCAAUUCAUUUCUUUGGGGACUCUGACAGUGACACAGAAGAAGUUUACCUGAAAAGGAAAGCCAGAGCUGCAGUAAGACGCCCACUACAACCACCUGCUCCAGUUAUCCAACCACCACCUUUCACUGGAGCUAGCAUCCACACAAUUGCUUCUUCUGCAAAAACUCCAUCACCACCACUGCUUGCCCAGAUGGAAAAUAGACCAAGAGAUGAGCCAACUCCUUCUUCAAGCCAUGUCUACAGGCCUACUUGGAAAGGGGGACGGUAUGGCUCAGACACAAUUACCUGCUCUGCUGUAGAAGUUCAAAUAUUGAGCUUACUGGAGUACAUUAAACACCAACAAGACCAAUUAACCACCAAAGUAAACUAUCUGACCAACAAGCUGAACUCAACUGUCCAAGAAAGAGAAAUACCUGACCCUGUACAGUUUCCACUACAAUCAAUGGAGGAAGUGGAGAAUUUUGAGAAAUGGCUCAAAGAUCCUGCUAACUCUCACCUGAAGCAGAGUGUGAUUUCUUCACUGGCAGCCAUCGGGGGGCUGAUGCAAGAAGUAUCACAUGGAACAUUCUUUCCCGCAUGUUCCACAGUGACAUUGGACAGAAGAUAAAUUGGACAGGGGACAAUGGAAAGGGAGGUUUCUCCCAGAUGGCAUCAAAAACAGUACUCUUGGAUGCAGUAAGAAAGACCCACGUGUCCCGUGCUGCCACAGAAGAGGAGAUUCGGAAACAUGCCAUACGAUGGUUCAAUCUGGCAGCAGACAGAGGAAGAAGGCGGCGUCCUCCUGUUACCAUCCCGAAUCAAUGCUGAGGACUUCAGUUUGUUAUUGUUACUGUUAUUGUUCCAAAAAUGGUUAUCUUUCAGUUAUUUGUCUGUUAAUGUUUUAAUGAAGUACAGUAAUGAAUCAAUGCAUCACCUGCCUAAUUAAUUUGUGAUAGUAUUUCCUUUCUUUGCCAUUUUACUUUUUCCUUUACUGCAUUUUGUUAAAGAAUAAAGAAGUGUUAAAGGAUUUAUAGUAAAUAAACAGUAUUCUUGAUACAUUUAUGAUCCCAUUAUUUUUGUAAUACUCAUAUGCUCAUCUUGUUAUUCAAAUGGAAAAUUAGGCUUUAGAUAAGGAUGCCGUAAUUGUUAAAGAUUUUUCAUUUUCCCUAAAAUCAGUCUUCAUGUCCAAAUAGAUAUUUUAGCUUUAACUGUAGCUAGCAUGGCUACAGCAAUUUUUAAUAAGGGAUCCUGAAAAUAUUCUGGCCAAAAUAAGCUGUUAUAUGAACGGAUUCAAAACGGAUCCGUGUCGGAUCAGUUUUUCCACAGACGGCUCCGUAAAGGAUCCGUUUUGGAUAAC